Molecule: messenger RNA, 4520 nt
Organism: Phragmites australis (common reed)
Lineage: Eukaryota; Viridiplantae; Streptophyta; Magnoliopsida; Poales; Poaceae
Product: hydroxyproline O-galactosyltransferase GALT6-like
Exons: 7
Coding region: 63-2042 (659 amino acids)
Cellular component (GO): Golgi membrane
Molecular function (GO): galactosyltransferase activity; carbohydrate binding
Source: RefSeq, a predicted model, not a curated record
ACCUUGCACCCGCGAGCGCCCCGUCCGGUGUGGGGGCAGGGGGGUUAACGGUUUGUGCAGCGAUGCGGAGGGCGGCGACGGCGGCGGGGGCCGGGUCCUGCCGCCGGCGCGCGAUCGAGGGGCUGGCGGCCGUGCUGAUCCUCUACGCGCUCCUCGUGCUCGUCCUCGAGUCGCCGCUCGUGUCCACCUCGCUCUCGGGCGGAGGCGGUGUCGGUGGCGGUGGUCCGCGGAAGCUCCACCUCUCCGGCGCCGGGGAGCGCGCGGCGCCCGCGCACCCGGCCAAGGAGCCCCGCUCCGCUUCGGUCUCCGGCCCGUCCCCGCGCGGCGUGAAUCGACUCUCCCGCUUUGUUUCCGGCCUCGACCUCCUCCUCCUCCUCGACUCCUCCCGCUCCGGCGCGCUCCGCCAGCCCAUAUCAGACGCCGUGGCGACCGGCGCCCGCGCGUUCUCCGAGCUCGAGGACCUCGACCCAGGCGCCUCCGCCCUCGCGCCGCCCUCCGGCAAGGAGUUGGAGAGGGCCACCACCCAGUGCCCGCAGUGGGUCGCGCUCAACGCCGAAGAGUUCCGCGAGAGGGGGCGCGUGGUGGAGCUCCCGUGCGGGCUUGCACUGGGGUCCCACGUCACGGUGGCCGCGACGCCUCGGCCGGCGCACGCGGAGCGGGACCCCGCGAUCACGGACCCGAGGGAGGGAGACCGGCCGAUCAUGGUGUCGCAGUUAAUGAUGGAGCUCCAGGGACUCAGGACGGUCGACGGCGAGGACCCGCCCCGCGUCCUCCAUUUCAACCCGCGCCUCCGCGGCGACUGGAGCGGCCGGCCGGUGAUCGAGCUGAACACCUGCUACCGAAUGCAGUGGGGCACCGCGCAGCGAUGUGGGGGCUGGAGGUCCCGCGAUGAUGAGGAGACUGUGGAUGGGUUGGUGAAGUGCGAAAAGUGGAUUCAGGACGAUGAGGAGCGGUCUGAGGAAUCGAAGGCAGCCUGGUGGCUGAAUCGGCUGAUCGGGCAGAAGAAGGAUGUCAAUUUCGAUUGGCCAUUUCCUUUUGUGGAGGGCCGAAUGUUCGUUCUUACUCUCAGCGCUGGGUUGGAGGGUUACCAUGUGAGCGUUGACGGGCGACAUGUGACUUCGUUUCCUUACCGUACUGGGUUUGUGCUUGAGGAUGCAACAGGCCUGUCAUUGAAUGGUGACCUCGAUGUGCAAUCAGUGUUUGCAGGGUCUUUGCCCACUAUACACCCGAGCUUUGCAUCACAGAAUUAUCUGGAGUUGUCAACUGUUUGGCAGGCCCCUCCUCUGCCUGAUGAACCAGUUGAGAUUUUCAUUGGCAUCCUGUCAUCUGGCAAUCAUUUUGCUGAGCGUAUGGGUGUGAGGAAGACAUGGAUGUCUGCUGUCCGAAAAUCAUCAAAUGUGGUGGCUCGUUUUUUUGUUGCACUGCAUGGCAGAAACGAAGUGAAUGUGGUGUUGAAAAAGGAGGCAGAAUUUUUUGGAGACAUUGUUUUUGUGCCAUUCCUGGACAACUAUGAUUUAGUUGUUCUGAAGACUCUUGCAAUAUGCGAGUAUGGGGUUCAUGUUGUCUCUGCUAAAUAUAUAAUGAAGUGUGAUGAUGAUACUUUCGUUAGACUUGAUUCAAUAGUCACUCAUAUUAAGAAGGUACCAAGUGGGAGGAGUCUCUACGUAGGGAAUAUCAAUGUUCAACACAGGCCACUGCGCCAUGGGAAAUGGGCCGUGACUUAUGAGGAGUGGCCAGAAGAGGUGUAUCCAGCAUAUGCAAAUGGCCCUGGAUAUGUUAUAUCGUCGGAUAUUGCAGAUUUUAUCAUGUCAGAAUUCACGAAGCGAAAAUUGAGGCUCUUCAAAAUGGAAGACGUGAGCAUGGGUUUGUGGGUUGAGCAGUUCAAUAGGACAAGAGCUGUUGAAUACGUUCACAGUGCCAAAUUUUGUCAGUUUGGAUGCAUCGAUGAUUAUUACACUGCACAUUACCAAUCCCCAAGGCUGAUGUUAUGCAUGUGGCAAAAGUUGCUGGAGGGAAGGCCAGAGUGUUGCAACGUGAGAUAAAAAUAAUGGAAUCAGUAGCAUUUGACCCUCAUCAAUAGUGGCAGUCUCAUUUAAUCAACAAAUUAGAAGGUUUGACUAAUGUUCUUCGUCACCCGGGAUUCGUUAAUAUAUCUUGAUGGAAUUAAUCCUCCUGGAGACUGACAUGCUGAAGUUUGCUGCGUUACAUUAAAGCUGACCCAACUUAGUUGCAACAGUGGACAAGGCAGCACAUCAGUAACCAUAUUCUCAUUUGCCCCCAACCAUAUAGGUAGAAGUUCGCAGGUGCUCUAGAGAUGCCUGAGGACUUCAUGUAUAAAUAUGAAGAGUUGAAAAUUCAGUUAAGUUAUUACUACUUCCAAUAUGGCUGAUACCUGAUAGUAGUUGCAGCUGUUGUAAACAACUCAUCAGGUAACAGGGCAAUCUAUAACAUUUAGGCCAAUUUUGUCACACGACAUCUCCUUCAGUUAUGACUUGACGUUACUAGUGUUUUCUAUUUCUUAGCACAUAUUCUUUUUUUUUUUUUGAAGAACCCCAUUUAAACCUAUGCACUUUGAUAUCAGGUAUUUAACCUUUAGACCUUUGAAACUAACACAUUUAUACCUCUAUGUCCCACUCGAUGGAUGCCAAGUAAAGCAUAGCACAUGUGCAAACCUAGCCACUCAUGCUUCUGGAGGCAGCUUUUAUUUUUGUGUUUCAAAAACUAGUACCCAAUCUGUGGUCCUUUUGACUCAUUAUGGUUUUUGACGACAUAAUCACUAAAAGAAAACUCAAUGCAUAUGUUUUGGUUUUGUUUGGUGGAGCAUGUGCAUAAGAGUUACAAGCACCACUGAACAAAUACGAAAACUUUGUUUAGGAGUUACUUUUGAACAAAUGAAAGAAAAAUACAAAUGUAAACUCUUGUGUUCUCUUUGCCACAAUAUUAAUACAUUAAGGAUAAAUUUCACAGUACUGACGCAUUAUGACCAACCUAUUACAAACUACAACUUCAAGAAAUUUUUUCACAAAACCUCAGAUUUCGAAUCACAUAACCUUACUUUGGACAAAUUCCCAUUGUAGCCAAUAGACAUAGACCAUCGCAUUCACCUGUAAGUGAAACAUGGUAGAUGCGCAUGUUACGGUGAGGGGAUGGCAAUGGAGAACUGAGGGUAAGAGCUUUUUUCACUGCUGAGGUGUGAUGGGCUUGGUAAUGGAGUUAUCUGACAAUGCACUAGUUGCUGCUACUCUAGUAUGGAUGGCUGUAGUUGCAGCUGUUGUACAAAACUCAUCAGGUAUAUGUGAGCAGUCUUGGUGAUUUUGGGCCAAUUUUGUCAUGGAACAUUUCAUUUAACCAUGAAUAACUUGGUUGUGACUUAACUUUAUUAGAGUUUUAGCACCUGACCUUUGUUUUCUGGCUUCUGCUGUGUACAAAUUAUGCUCAUGAGUCAAACUCUCCUGAUGCAACAUCUUGGAAUAUGGUAAGUUUUUUUUCGCAGUUGCUCCUUCAGGAGUUCACAGGAACCUUCUACUUGAGCAAAAUCAGAGGUGCUAUCGCCAAGAUUUGCUGUUGAUAAAUUUCUUGUAUGCUGCUUUUUGGUAAGAGGGAAAGUAUACUUGAUGAGUUGAUGUAUGUAUCUGUCGUCAUAUCUUCAUCAAUUGAAAAUUCCUGUAGGAGGAUUGCAUUUGUACCGUUAUCCUUUAGGAGGAUCUGCUUGCUGGCUUUCUCAUUACUCAUUAGAAUGGUUGACCUAUUGAUUUCUAUGUGAACUUCGUUGCUACGGAAUACUUGCAAAAAAGAUAGUGGCACAAAACUUUCAGCAGCACAUUGUCAUGAACUUUUUCGUUUCCUAGGUGAUCCCAGAUAUGUGUGAAGUGCCUGCCAGUAAAAAAAGAUAAGAUUUUUGUGAAGUGUAAAGCUUGUGCUGUUGUGCAUUCCAGGACAGUGACUGUAUUUCUACGAAAGUGCUCUCCAGAGUCGAAAAGGGUCAUAUCUAAGAAAUACUGGAACAGCAGAUUUGUUCAAGGGAAGGAAAGGACCGAAGAAGUGAACUGGCACAACGAAAGUUUGCUGCUGCUUUUGUGAGAAUAAUCAUGGGUUAGCUGGCAAACAUAUCUCUCAUCUUUUUAUGCUCUGAUUGCUGCUUUAGUUAUGGGCAUGGCACUGGCAUCGGGAAAUCUAUUCUGAACCUUUUGAGCUUGGCUUUCCAUGGUUUUGUGCAGAAUCAUUGUGGCAUGCACGUCUAACAGUGGUGUUGUAGGUUAUUGCACUACCGUUGGGUCCUGCAUGCACAUUUGCUGCUUGUGAAUUCAGAUUAAAUUGUGAUUAUCGCGAGUAGUUGACUUAUUUUUUGAAACAAACCAUUUUCUGGUUGACUUUGAAUGUGAUACGAGAUAGUGAGAAAUUGCUGAAAGGCCUGAAGCCUGUCGUUUGUAUUUGGUUGGGGUCAACCUCACAAUGUGCUACCUUUAAAGGAAAACCAUCAGUAUAUCGACCUGAUAGUGUAUUGUAAUGUAAUUCCCAUA